Menidia menidia (Atlantic silverside) is the source of this 1101-nucleotide messenger RNA. The record is from the annotation of a GenBank genome assembly. Lineage: Eukaryota; Metazoa; Chordata; Actinopteri; Atheriniformes; Atherinopsidae.
AUGAGCAACGCGGUUGGCGGCCUGUGUGCGGUGGGCCCUGGGUUGCUGGUCUUAUUGUUGUGCCAUCUUGUGUGUUUGUUUUUGACACCAGAGCCUGCCUUCGGUGAGGUGAACCAACUCGGUGGUGUUUUCGUGAACGGCCGGCCGCUUCCCAACGCCAUUCGGCUCCGGAUUGUGGAGCUGGCCCAGCUCGGGAUCCGGCCUUGUGACAUCAGCCGGCAGCUGCGGGUCUCCCACGGCUGCGUGAGUAAGAUCCUGGCCCGCUACAACGAGACCGGCUCCAUCCUCCCGGGGGCCAUCGGAGGCAGCAAGCCGCGGGUCACCACACCCACCGUGGUCAAGCACAUACGGACAUACAAGCAGCGAGACCCGGGGAUUUUUGCCUGGGAGAUCCGGGACAGGCUACUGGCCGAUGGGGUUUGCGACAAGUUCAACCUGCCCUCCGUCAGCUCCAUCAGCCGGAUCCUGCGGAACAAGAUUGGGAAUCUGUCCCAGCAGAGCCAGUACGAGUCGGGCAAGCCGGCGCCUCACCCCCCGCCCCAGCCCACCUUACCCUACAACCAUCUAUACUCCUACCCGACCUCCAAAGUGCCCACUCCUCCAGGCAUGCCCACCCUCCCCGGACACAUGGCCAUGCAUAGGAUAUGGCCCUCGUCGCACUCUGUAACAGAUAUUCUGGGGAUACGGUCGAUUACAGAGCAACAAAUUAGUGACAGUCCAUCCUUUCCCAGCACCAAACUAGAAGAAUGGAGCGCUAUAAACAGGAGUAAUUUCUCAUCAGCAAGCUCUCCGCUAGUCAAUGGCAUGGAUAAACCGCAUUUAGAACCUCAAGCAAAAUACACACAGACGCCGAGUGGAUUGCCCACAGUGAACAGCUAUGUCACAGCACCCAGCAUCCCACCCUACCACCCUCCCACCCAAGUGUCACCCUACAUGGGGUACAGCGCCACCACGUCGGCCUAUGUGACCGGACCCACGUGGCCGCCGGCCAGUGGCAGUGCUCUAUCUCCCCACAGCUGUGACAUUGCGUCCCCUCUGGCCUUCAAGAGCAUGUCAGUAAACCGUGACGCCAUCCACCCGGUCGCCGCCUCGGCGCUGUGA